AUAUGCGCGUGCCCAUCAAGUCGGUUUGAAUAAUGCGCAUUCGUUAAUAUAACAACAUUACCUUUGAGUUUUUAUUAUUAAUUCUGCAGCGCUGUGAGACUACUAUUACGGGCGAUGUAAUCAGGAUCGUUUUAAAAUAUCUAAUGAUAACUAUAUCGUUAGAUGGUGAAGUGUUAAAGUUUACGAAUGGAUGCUAAACACAUUUUAAGUCGAUAUGGAUACAGACUCGGCUACACUCUUGGCGAAGGGACGUACUCAAAGGUGAAGUUUGCAACGUCCGAGCAGCAUCAACGAGACGUGGCCAUCAAGGUCAUCGACCGCAGGAAGUUGCCUCCCGACUUCGAGGAGAAGUUCUUGCCCAGAGAGGUGGACCUGCUCAGAUCCCUGCACCACCAGAACAUUGUGGAGGUCCUGCAGCUCAUCGAAGGCUGCCGCGGAUACAUCUUCUUUGUCAUGGAGCUCGCGCAGUCCGACCUCCUCCGGCUCAUGCAGGAACGGGGCAGCCUGGAUCAGCGCACGGCUCGCGGGAUCUUCACAGAGCUCUGCAGUGCCGUGCACUACCUGCACCAGAUGCACGUGGCUCACCGCGACGUCAAGUGCGAGAACGUGCUCCUGGUCGACGGGCUGCACGUGCGUCUCACCGACUUCGGCUUUGCCCGGCAGUUCCAGAUGGACCUAGCGUCAGUCCCAACGCACCACCGAUUCUCUAGUGCGCAGUGGUUCUCAACAGUGCGGUCCCAGGUUACUGGGUCCGUGACGGUCCUCCAGGUGGUCCGUGGGGCUGUGAUGCAAAUGCACCCGGGCUGUCUGGAGGAGCUGAGCAAAACUUACUGCGGCUCUGCGGCGUACACGUCGCCCGAGGUGCUGCUGGGAACGCCGUACGACCCGCGCCUGCUCGACCUCUGGAGCCUGGGCGUGGUGCUCUUCAUCAUGGUCACGGGCUACAUGCCCUUCGAUGAUUCUAACCUGAUGCAGCUGGUGCGCCAGCAGAAGAAGGGCGUGACGUUCUCUGGAGUAGCCACUCCGGGCCCAUCGUCUCACGCGCAGCCACUGCCGGGUCCCUCCGGCACGGACGACGGCGGUGGCGGUGGCACUGCCGAUGACAGUGGCCACGACGACUUCAUGGCUGGCAACGUGCCGUCGGGAUCGGGGUCCUCGUCCUCGCCACGGAGAGACGGUGCGGGCUCUUCGAAUGCCACGGUAGACACCCGGUGCGAGGACCUCAUUUUGAAGCUGCUGUCAUUCAAGCCUUUGGCUCGACCUCAGCUCGCUCAGGUCUUCUUGCACCCAUGGAUGAUGGAGGCUCCGGAUCAAGACCUAAUGCUCAUCCGCUGACUGUGACCACUUCUGGCUGAGCUGACCCAGGGCUGGCACAAUCCCCACGUGGUUCCUCUGUUUGGUUCUACGACGUAGUGGUUGAGCAAAGGUGCCUUGAGUGACGCAGCGCUGCUUUGUAAUAAUUAAAAUAUAAGCUUUG
This is a messenger RNA of Lethenteron reissneri (Far Eastern brook lamprey), 1477 nucleotides long. Its product is annotated as testis-specific serine/threonine-protein kinase 6-like. Gene Ontology annotation, cellular component: cytoplasm. Lineage: Eukaryota; Metazoa; Chordata; Hyperoartia; Petromyzontiformes; Petromyzontidae. Gene Ontology annotation, molecular function: tau-protein kinase activity; ATP binding. Gene Ontology annotation, biological process: intracellular signal transduction; microtubule cytoskeleton organization; protein phosphorylation. The record is from RefSeq and is a predicted model, not a curated record.